Equus caballus (horse) is the source of this 1194-nucleotide messenger RNA. NCBI's taxonomy places the organism in Eukaryota, Metazoa, Chordata, Mammalia, Perissodactyla, Equidae. The record is from RefSeq and is a predicted model, not a curated record.
GGGAAUAAGGGAAGCAAGCACUGCGGAAAGAAAGAAAGGAAAAGAUGGUCGGAGUCACGGGGAGCGGCCCCCUCCGGGGGGCCCAGGGUCCGGUCCGAGCCGUGCCGAGGAUGUCGGCGCCGAGGGAUGCCCGCGGCGCGCUGCCGGCUGCCCCAACUGGGGCCUCCUCGGCGCCGCCGCCGCCCGCCCCCUCGCACCCGCGCCCGGGGCGGCCACACAAAGGGGACGGCGAGGCGCGCCGGGCGCUGGAGGGGCCCCGGGCCCGGGACGAGGUGGCCGGACCGCUACGCCCGCCGCGCCCCCGCCUUUGUCUGCCUGGCUCUGCGCCCCCCGCCGAGGAGCCCCACCGACCGCGGCGCCCUCACCCUUCUCGUUACCCGGGUGAGUAGCGGUCUCAUCUGCUCGCCGGCCCCAUCCGCCUCCAUGGCCCGCUGGCCACCCCGCGGCGGCCGCUACGGUGCUGCCCCGCGCGGUCCGCCCGCCGCCGCCGCCGCCGCCGAGACCCGGUCGCGCGAGGGGAAACGAGCGUGCGUCCGUGCGCGAGGCACGGGCGCGCGUGGGGGAGCCGGGCACGCGGGGCGCGGGGCGCGCGUGUGCGCGCGGCGGCCGCGGGGCUGGCUCUCGCAGGGCAGCGAGGCCGCGGUGUGGAACGUGGAGGCGAGAACUGAGAGAGCGGGAGAACGGGGCGGGGGAGGAGGAGGGAGCCGCGUAGGAGCUCGGGGCGGGGCCGCAGGCCAUGACGCGCGCGGCGCCCGGCCCCCGCCCCGACACGCCCCUCGUCACGCCUCCUCGCACCACGCCCCCUGCCAGUUUGGCACCGCCAGUCUCCUCAGCGCCCCCGCAGGCCCCGCCGCGGGGCCAGCCGGAGGUGGGGCGGGAGGGAGGCGGGACGGGCAUUUGUCCCAGCCAAUCGGCGGCUCCCGGAGUCCCUCGCGCACUCCCCCCCAGCCGCCUCUUCAGGAGGCCCCGCCCCUCUUUGUAAAAUCACGAGGAAGCUGAGGCUCUCAGAGAUGACUGGUUUUAGGUCCCAGUUCGUGGAACUGCUCUUUCUAUUGCACUAUUCAUUCUAAUGCUUCAGUAAAGAAAGUUGAACAAGGAAAUAAGGAAAAAAAAGGAAAAGAUGAAACAAGAUGAAAGGGAAAGAAUACGGAGAAAGAGGGGAAUUGGAAUAAAAUUUUUAAAAUGCUUCCUAAA